Drosophila takahashii is the source of this 2288-nucleotide messenger RNA. Its product is annotated as putative sodium-dependent multivitamin transporter. The record is from RefSeq and is a predicted model, not a curated record. Gene Ontology annotation, biological process: sodium ion transport; transmembrane transport. Lineage: Eukaryota; Metazoa; Arthropoda; Insecta; Diptera; Drosophilidae. Gene Ontology annotation, cellular component: membrane. Gene Ontology annotation, molecular function: symporter activity.
ACGGUGAAGACGACUUGCUGCUGCUCCACGGCGAACCUUAGCUGAAUCUCAAGAGGCCCGCGGAACUUAUCAGCCUUUAGCGGAGCGAUUAGAUGUGCGAUUAGGAAAAGCAAUGGCUACGCUGGGCGCCUGGGACUAUGCCAUAUUGGCCUUGGUUCUCAUCAUUUCCGUGGCCAUUGGCAUCUACUAUCGUUUUGUGGGCGGCAAACAGAAGACCACAACCGAAUAUUUGCUGGCGGAUCGGUCGAUGGGCGUCGCCCCGGUGGCCUUUAGCCUGAUGGCCAGCUUUAUGUCGGCCAUUACCAUACUGGGUGUGUCCAUGGAGAACUAUCAGUACGGCACCAUGUUCGUCCUGAUUAAUCUGUCGUAUGUGGUUUCCACGCCCGUGGCUGCCUACCUCAUCAUCCCGGUCUUCUAUCGCCUGAAAACGGCCAGUGUGUACGAAUAUCUGGAGCUGCGCUUCGGCUAUGCUACUCGACUGGCCGCCUCGCUGAGCUUCUCGCUGCAGAUGAUCCUCUACAUGGGCAUUGUGGUUUAUGCCCCUGCUUUGGCCUUGGAGGCGGUGACUGGACUUAACCAGGUCUUCUCCAUCGUCAUCGUUGGAGUCGUCUGCACUUUCUAUGCGACACUGGGCGGCAUGAAGGCCGUACUCAUCACGGAUAUCUACCAAUCGCUACUCAUGUUCGCCGCCGUCUUUAGCGUGAUUAUCUGCGCCUGGGUGAAGGCCGGCAGCCUGGAGGAGAUUUGGCGCGUGGCCCAGCAGAAUGGACGCAUCGAUUUCACCAACUUUAGUGUGGAUCCCGCGGAACGGCACACCUGGUUCACUCAGAUCCUGGGCGGAAGUGCCACCUAUUUGGCCAUCUAUGGAGUGAAUCAAACGCAAGUGCAGCGACUGAUGGCCGUGAGGAGUUUGAGUGCCGCCCGAGCGGCUCUGUGGUGGUGCCUGCCCAUUCUGUGCCUGCUGAGCGUGAGCACCUGCUUCUCGGGACUGUGCAUCUACUGGUACUAUCGCAACUGCGAUCCUCUGCUGGAGGGAAGGGUCAACUCGCGUGACCAAGUGAUGCCGCUCUUUGUCGUGGACACCAUGGGCGAGUACACCGGCUUGGCUGGCCUCUUUGUUUCGGGGAUUUUCUGCGCCAGCCUGUCAACGAUUAGCUCGAUAAUCAGCUCACUGGCGGCCGUCACCCUGGAGGAUUACCUCAAGCCGCUGGUCAAUUGCUGCGCGAAGCGAACGCUCACCGAUCGCCAGACGUUGUGGUACUCCAAGCUGCUCUCCUUGUUCUUCGGCGCCCUCUGCAUUGGCAUGGCCUUUAUGGCGGGCUCAAUUGGAGGACUCCUGCAGGCAGCGCUCUCCAUUUUCGGCAUUAUCGGUGGACCUCUGCUGGGACUUUUUACCCUAGGCAUGUAUGUCACAAGGGCCAACGAAAAAGGAGCCAUUGGAGGCCUGCUCAUCUCGCUGGUGUUCUGCUUUUGGAUCGGUUUCGGGCAGCCAAAGCCGCCGUUGGUCAGUUUGGAUAUGUCCACAGAGGGUUGUCCUCUAAACAGGAGCUUUGCAAGCGAUGUUUUUCUGAAAUCUACAAAGGUGGAGUCCCAGGAGGAGCACUUCUUUUACCUGUACAGGAUUAGCUACAUGUGGUACGCUGCCCUGGGCUUCUUGAUUGCCUUCUUUGGCGGCUGGCUGUUGUCUUGGCUGUGUGAGCUGUUUAACUGGGACAACAAUAGACGCAUCUACCAGGAUGCGGACUGUACGCUGAUCAAGCACGAUCUCUUUGUGCCGCCGCUGGCCAAGCGACUGCAGCGGCGACAGAUGCCCCAACUGGUGGUCACUGGGACCAGUUCGGAGAUUGGCGGCAUCUCGGUGGCGCCUCCACGGCUGGACGAGAUCGAGUGGGAGAAGCACAAGGCUGUGGCGUAACCUUUAGAGUUUAGAAACGCUAAAUGAAGUGUUAUAUUGCCUUCUUAUCGUGGCCAAUUCCAUUCAGCUGAGUCAGUAGCACUUCUAAAAAGAAUGGCCAAUCCAAAAGAGAACAACCUGCUUUGUUUUUCCAAUACGGUUAAGUUUAAUAGCAAUUUUAUACAAAUCUAAAUAGUUCACUCUAACAUUAUAGAUGUUUUAGAUAAUAAUUGUGAUAGAAAAAGAAAAAGUUACAUUGUUAUUUACGAAAGUGCCAUCAUAUCGAUCUUGGAGUAUCAUAUAUUUAUCAUUUAUUCCCAUACAUACUAGCCUUUUUCUCUUCGUCACAUUUCUAUCAACUGAACUUUGGCUUUAAUAAACGAGCUUACUCAUA